UUCGGCCCGGCUCCGCAGCGGCCCGGCCCGAUGGCGCCUCAGCGGAGAGGCGCGCCCAAGGCGCCCGAGGGCAGCGGGACGGCCGAGCGCCGCCGCGGCAGCAGCACAAAGAGUGUCCAGGCCCCACGGGAGGUGCAGACAAAGUGGUUGAGAACCGCUGUGCUGGGGGCCUGUGCCGUGCUGGCCGGGCUGCUGCUCUGGAGCAGGCUGGGCGGCGACGACAGCAUCACGGAGGUCCUGGCUCACCGCAGCGAGAUCCUGCCUGGCAGGUUCAUCGAGGUGCCCUGCUCGGAGGACUAUGACAGUCACCGGCGGUUUGAAGGCUGCUCCCCGAGGAAGUGUGGCCGGGGCGUCACCGACACCGUCAUCAGCAGGGACGAAGCCCAGAGGAUCCGCAGCAUAGCCGAGAAGGGGCUGUCCCUGGGAGGAUCUGAUGGAGGGGCGUCCAUCUUGGACUUGCACUCAGGAGCCCUGUCUGUCGGGAAGCACUUUGUGAACCUGUACAGAUACUUUGGAGAUAAAAUACAAACCGUCUUCUCAGAAGAGGACUUCCAGUUGUACCGGGAUGUGCGGCAGAGGGUCCAGCUCACCGUCGCCCGGGCCUUCGGCAUCAGCGCGUCCGCGCUGCGCCUCACGAAGCCCACGUUCUUCUCACGCAUCAACAGCACGCGGGCCCGGACGGCGCACGACGAGUACUGGCACGCGCAUGUGGACAAGGUGACCUACGGCUCCUUCGACUACACCUCGCUGCUCUACCUCUCCGACUACCUGGACGACUUCGGCGGUGGCAGAUUUGUGUUCGUGGAGGAGGGAGCCAACAAGACAGUGGAGCCGAGGGCAGGCGCGGGAGGGGUGCAGCCCUGGGCUCGGCGGGCAGGAGGGGCCUCCAGACGCCCUGCAGCUCCAGCAGCUGAACGGAUUAAGGACCAGAGAAGAUUCCAGCACCACGGCUGGGUGUCACGUGUCACUGCUUUUGACAGUGCCCUGUGGCCCGAUAGGAAAAACAUGAAGGAUUACAAAAACCGAGAUGAUUUCUCAUUUUUGGUUACUCAGUUGCUGAGCUAAAUCUUUCACUGAAGAACCUUCUUCUGAUUCUGAAGUGUUUCAUGUGUUGAGAAUUAGGUGGGCAGUGUUGUUCAACCUUGACACACCCCUAGGGACGUGGCCCUGGGGGACAUGGCCUUGGGGGCCGUGGCCCUGGGGGACUUGCUCCUGGGAGACCUGCCGGUCGCUGUUGGUGUUCCAGGUCUGCGUUUGCUCUUUGCCUCGUGUGCUGUUAGCGGUGCUGGCCUCUGGUCACUUCGGGUCACUUCUCUCUUCC
Mustela erminea (ermine) is the source of this 1321-nucleotide messenger RNA. It is a transcript of the gene OGFOD3, whose product is annotated as 2-oxoglutarate and iron dependent oxygenase domain containing 3. The record is from RefSeq and is a predicted model, not a curated record. Bases 31 to 1065 code for a protein of 344 amino acids. Lineage: Eukaryota; Metazoa; Chordata; Mammalia; Carnivora; Mustelidae. Gene Ontology annotation, cellular component: membrane. Gene Ontology annotation, molecular function: iron ion binding; oxidoreductase activity, acting on paired donors, with incorporation or reduction of molecular oxygen; L-ascorbic acid binding. The transcript has 9 exons.